This is a messenger RNA of Vitis riparia (riverbank grape), 2344 nucleotides long. RefSeq names its product probable protein S-acyltransferase 4. NCBI's taxonomy places the organism in Eukaryota, Viridiplantae, Streptophyta, Magnoliopsida, Vitales, Vitaceae. Gene Ontology annotation, biological process: protein targeting to membrane; peptidyl-L-cysteine S-palmitoylation. The transcript has 6 exons. Gene Ontology annotation, molecular function: protein-cysteine S-palmitoyltransferase activity. The record is from RefSeq and is a predicted model, not a curated record. The coding region runs from base 608 to 1876 and encodes 422 amino acids. Gene Ontology annotation, cellular component: Golgi apparatus; endoplasmic reticulum.
UUCGCAAUUCUACAAGGAAAAACGGGAUAUACUUGUUCAAUAGAUCAUUGUGAUUUAUUCACCAGCAAGGAAGCCUUAUCUCAGGGAUGUAACAACUACCCAAGAAAAGGAAUUUCUGAAAAUGAGUUCAAGAAAAGGCAUAUACUCUUGCGGUCUGGUACCAACAGAGAAGGAAACAAAAAAAGGGGGGCACGGGCAUGAGGGGAAGGAGGAAAGAGAGAAGAAAGGAAACCGCGUGGAGACAAAUUCAAAAGGGAGAGAAUAGGGGAUGUGAGUAGUUGUGAGUUGUGAGUUGUGACAGCACGUUAGCUGUGUAUGAAAAUGAAAAUAUUGUUAUAAUAUUGCCCGCGAUAAAGGCGCUUCAAAAUUGAAACAUCCGCCGAGCCCAUCGUUGCCAUAUGCCACCCCACACAGAGAGAGAUAAACAAAGAAUGGUGACUUCCUUUGUUUAAUCCGUCUCACAAAAUUCUCCUCACAGAGGCAUUGGCCUCUUCUGGGUGUGUUGUUGUUGCUUGCCUAUGCCAUCCACUGUUCAUGGGUUAUGCAGAGGAUGAUCUGAAAUCAUUAUUUUUCUUGUGAUUUGUUGUGAAGGAAAGCAAGAAAAGAAAUGAUUGGGAGCACAGAUCCUAAUCUGGGUAGUCCUUGUUCCUCCAAAGCCGCAGACCGGAGCAAGCCCAAGAGGCUGUAUCAAGUCUGGAAGGGGGCCAACAGAUUUUUCUGUGGUGGAAGAUUGAUCUUUGGUCCUGAUGUGGCAUCCCUCUUUUUGUCCACACUUCUAAUUGCGGGCCCUGGAAUAGGUUUUUGUAUAAAAAUCCAUUACAAGAUCAAAGAAGAUGAUGAUUAUGGUCGAAGGUUCGCACAUUACGUUGAUUUAAUGUUUCUCUUUGUGACAUCCAGUAGAGAUCCUGGAAUAGUCCCUAGAAACUCAAAGCCUCCUGAAUUAGAUGAAGCAUUUGAUGUAACAACCCCAUCUAUGGAGUGGGUCAAUGGUAGAACCCCUCAUUUGAAACUACCUCGAACAAAGGAUGUUCCAGUGAAUGGCCACAUAGUGAAAGUGAAGUACUGUGACACUUGUUUGCUUUAUCGUCCUCCUCGUGUUUCUCACUGCUCAAUCUGCAACAACUGUGUUCAAAGAUUUGAUCAUCACUGUCCAUGGGUUGGUCAAUGCAUUGGAAUACGCAACUAUCGGUUCUUCUUCAUGUUUAUAUCAACAUCAACCAUCCUGUGCUUAUAUGUCUUUACAUUUUCCUGGAUCAUCAUUAUUCAAGGAAAGGGCGAUGAUAUUUUGAAGGCUAUGGGAAAUGACUUCUUGUCAGAUUUUCUCAUUGUGUACUGCUUCGUGGUCAUCUGGUUCGUUGGUGGCCUUACAGUUUUCCAUUCCUAUCUGAUUUGCACGAACCAGACAACGUAUGAAAACUUCCGGUAUCGAUAUGAUAAGAAGGAGAACCCAUAUAGUAAAGGGAUUAUAAAGAAUCUCAAAGAAACUUUUCUCUCUAAGAUUCCACCUUCAAUGAAUGAUUUUCGAUCAUUAGAGCAGGAAUCCGAACCUAUGGUGGUUGAAUCUAUGACUUCCAAUCCUGAGGGAGGCAUCAUGAAUUUGAAAGAGAAAAUCGACAUAGAAAUGGGAGCUAAGCUUGCAGAAGAAAAUGGGUUUCGACUUCCUGAAAUUUUGAGAAAUUUGGAUUAUGAUGGUGUGGAUGAUAAUUUGAAAAGCAGGGAUGAAGAAGGAAGAAUUUCUUUUGACCCGUAUUUUUCUGCUGAACAAGACGAAGCAAUACUACAUGUGCAAAGCUCUGUUGUUGAGGAUGACACUAAAACAGACAAAAAGGUUGAUGAAGGAAGUAUCUCCAUACCAAGCACAACAACUCAACUAUAGAGGUUUGGCUGCCUGAAUAUCUCUUCUGUGGGCAUUAUGGAUGUGUGUUGUUUCUGCAAUGGCAGCAUUCGGUCAUCUUGAGAAGAGGCUUUAAGUCAAUUUCCAAAUACAGAGGCUGAAUGCAAAUUCAAUGGUGUUGAAGAGAUAGAUCAAAUACACUUUCUGCUGUUCAUUUUUAAAGUAGACUCAUAUUUGCUGUAACUGUAUGUGGUAAAUGUGGCAUCAUGUUCAGAAUAAUGCAGAAACAGGCAAUGAAACAAACCAUGAAACAAAGAUGUUGCAGCCCCCCCAUAAGAGUGAAAUUGUCAAUAGGGUGUGUUGUAGCUUCCCUUUUUCUCGUUAGUCAUUUUGAUUCAGCAUUUUCUAUUUAUUUAGUUAGGAAUUGUAUAGUAUUUGAAACCAACAGAUAUUUCAGAACAAGCUUGAUUUGGAUCAUUUCUGUGAAAUGCCCUUUUUUUCUUCCUCUUA